Messenger RNA from Vigna umbellata (rice bean), 1277 nucleotides. NCBI's taxonomy places the organism in Eukaryota, Viridiplantae, Streptophyta, Magnoliopsida, Fabales, Fabaceae. The record is from RefSeq and is a predicted model, not a curated record.
AUCAUCUUCGUCUAAUCCCUUCUCAAAAACCAAAGCAAAGCAUGUCUCCUGCAUAAUAAACGAAUAUGCCACCACGCUACACGUGUAACACCACCCAAUUACGUGUGCAAUUCAGAUCUAGCCACGUGACAUUCUAUUAAUUUCCGUGGAGUGCACCGAAAACAACUUCAUCCUUUUGCUUCCCCUUUCUUCUUCUUCCGUGUUAUUAACUCCUUCGUCAUUCCCAAUCCUAUUAUGGCAUUUGGGCUCAGAACGAAGAGCUUUGGGUUCAUAGAAGGAGAGCCUCAGUUUGUGAGUGCAUUCCAAUGGUGGAACCAGAUUGAUGACUCGGAUCAAUGGCAGAGAGGCACUUACUAUGCCCUCUGUGUCUCUUAUACCUUGGUCUCAUUUAUUGCCCUGGUACAACUGGUGCGAAUUCAAAUGAGGGUACCUGAAUAUGGGUGGACAACGCAGAAGGUUUUCCACUUGAUGAACUUUGUUGUCAAUGGAUUAAGGGCUGUCCUUUUCGGUUUAUACAAAAGUGUUUUUGCAAUAAGAGCAAAGGCACUAGAGCAGGUGUUAAUGGAGCUUCCUGGUCUUCUGUUUUUUUCUACGUAUACAUUGCUUGUCUUGUUCUGGGCUGAGAUAUAUCACCAGGCAAGAAGUGAACCCGCACAGAAACUUAGGCCUGCUUAUUUUAUUAUCAAUGGUUUUAUUUACUUGGUACAGAUCUGCCUCUGGAUUUACAUGUGGAUUUACAUGAUUGCAAGCAAAACUGCUACAGGCUUGGAAGCUGCAGAACUCUUUCUUUCAGUUAUAUCAUUCUUUGCUGCUCUUGGAUUUUUGUUGUACGGUGGAAGGUUGUUUUUCUUAUUGAGGCGUUUCCCCAUUGAAUCUAGAGGCCGUCAAAAGAAACUUUACGAGGUCGGGUCUGUUACUAGUAUUUGUUGCACUUGUUUUCUGAUAAGAUGUGCUUUGCUUGCAUUUUCUGUAUUUGGUAAAAAUACAGAUCUUGAUGUCUUGAACCAUCCCAUUCUUAAUCUGGUUUACUAUUUGAUGGUAGAGAUUGUUCCCUCAGCGUUGGUGCUUUUCAUACUGCGAAAGCUGCCCCCAAGACGAGUUUCUGAUCAGUACCACCCCAUUAGAUGAUGAGUUGUGCACUUAAAAGCCUCCCACCAACAGUCAAUAUAUGUUCCUUUACUCUCUUUUUUUUUCUACAUAUCUUCAGUCUGAGAUGGUUACCUGUUCUGUAUAUUCAUAAUUUCAUUUUAUUCAAUUAAUGGUGUUUAUUCUCUAAA